GCUGCUAUCCAAUAUCCAAGGCUCCAGGCUGUAUUAGCGGCAUCGGAGAGUUUGAACCAACUCAUGACUGGAAAUAUAAGCUGCAGCUUUUUCUCACUUUUUACCUCUCUUUUCUUUUCUUCUUGCUGCCCGGGUAUCCAUUCGCUGAAUUAUCGCUCCUUUCUUUUUGCCUUCCCGGCCACGGUGACAUUCAUUUGCCUCCACUCCAACUUCAAGUCAUUCACUCAAACAACAAAACUACCACAAUGAAGGCCUUCACCCUCCCCGUCCUCAUCUCCGCUGGCCUCGUUGGCCUGGCCUCUGCCCGUACCGAUCUCGGCGGCUGCGUUUCCUCCGCCACCGUCAACCAGUGGAACGAAGCCAGCAUGAUCUGGUACGUCCCUGACAGCGGCGAGAUCUGCGAUAUCCCCGACUGCGGUGGUGGUCGCGCUCCUCCCAAGUACAACCAGCCCGGUUGCGCCGCCUACACUGGCACCGAGACCCUGACUCCCAGCUACCUGCCCGGCUGGGGUCCCAACGGCAAGUCCGCUGCCACCACGGCUCACACUGCCUCCGCGACCACCGUCGCUGAGACCUCCGCUGCCACCACCACCUCGGCCGCCUCUUCCACCGACGAGUCUACCUCUUCCUCCUCCACCAAGACCAAGCACGGUAGCACUCUCAUCACCGCCGGUCCUACCCUCUCGAAGGCCGCUUCUUCCACCCCUGCCGGCUCUUCCUCCCCCGUCAAGUCCUCCUCCGUGGCCGGUGGCUCCAAGCCUUCCGGCACCAAGGGCUCUGGCUCUGGCUCUGGUUCCGACUCCGGCUCCGGCUCUGGGUCGGGAACCAAGACUGGCUCUGCCUCCACUGGUCUUGCUACCGGUGCUGCUUCCAGCGUGUCUGGUUCCAGCAUCGCCGGUGUGGCUGUCAUUGCCGCUCUGGUCGGUGUUGUUGGUCUGUAAUCGGUUGUCUUAUACGUUGAUGGGCUGAUCCGGUGAGAAGUUGGGGGUUGUUGAUAAAUGUCUAAUAAGUGUAAUGUGCUAGCUAUCAUGGGAUACUUUAAUGAUACGGAUAAUUAUAUACACUGCGAAUAGUUCUUUCUCUAAUGUAAUUUCUCGUCAUUUGC
Aspergillus melleus is the source of this 1105-nucleotide messenger RNA. Its product is annotated as putative cell surface protein. The coding region runs from base 246 to 941 and encodes 231 amino acids. The transcript has a single exon. The record is from RefSeq and is a predicted model, not a curated record. NCBI's taxonomy places the organism in Eukaryota, Fungi, Ascomycota, Eurotiomycetes, Eurotiales, Aspergillaceae.